CAACUGACACUUCAAAGCCUGGAGCAGCUCUUACUGCUGCACGACUCUGCCUUGAAUUGACAUACGAGACAUCUUAAGCAGUCUUCCUCUGCUUACUGAGCCAAGGGAUUCGUUACGAUGGAUUUCUCAUGAACCUGUGCAGUGUGUGUUCAGCAGAGCCUGCUCUAGCCUAAGAAUUGACUAAGUCAAGACAAUCAAGAUGACAAACGAACCUAUUAAAGAGAUCCUGGGCGCUCCAAAGCAUCCUGAUUCUGUAACCACGGAGAAGAGUAAUAACAAUGACUGUGUGAUAACCACCAUCCCUCUUGUCAGUGAAUGCCAGCUGACUGCAGCCACAGGGGGAGCAGAACUCUCCUGUUACCGCUGUACCAUUCCCUUUGGUGUGGUUAUCCUCAUAGCCGGCAUUGUGGUUACUGCUGUGGCAUACAGCUUCAAUUCCCAUGGAUCAAUCAUCUCAGUGUUCGGCUUAGUCCUCUUGUCAUCAGGACUCCUUUUGCUGGCUUCUAGUGCAGUCUGCUGGAAAAUCAGGCAGCAAAACAAGAAAGCAAAGAGGCGGGAGAGCCAGACAGCGCUUGUGGCAAAUCAGCGAACCUUGUUUGGUUAAAGACAACCAAGAGAAGGCCAGACAGAAGACAGAACCUUUACUAAGAGGAAAAAAGUAUUAAACUUUAAAAGUGGAGGAAAAGAGGAAAGAAAGAGGAGAACACACAACAGCAAAUGUUGGACACUACAUAAAGUCAUGGAGGGAUAGUAGAACUUUACACAAGUGCCUUGUUGAAAGACAGAGACUUUUAAAAAUAUGUAAGUCUUGUUUCUGAUACAUCCUUGGCUGUAUCCUCAGUUUCAUUCUUGUAAAAUGCCUGAAGUCCCUAGGUUAACAUCAGUCUUAGAUCUCACCUCAUAUUUCUUCUCCUUUUCCGUUUCCCAGGAACCAGUUAGCUCAGCAAAAGGCAGCAGUUUAAUUUCUUACCAUCUUUGCAAUCUGACUGAAAUGAAAAUGGCCAUUUGGGAUGCGCAGAGGCAGUGCCCCCCAGUUUUGUAAUCUAUAAGGACAUUCAGCCACAGUCUACUCUUGAAGAGGUAGGCACUAUAUAGAGGUAAAUAUUUCUGUACUGCAGCAAGAGAUGUCAGUGAAUAAUCAUCUAGUGAAAAAAAAAACCCAACACCAGAGUGGCCCUUCGCCACCUCUUCUCAGCCACAUUCCCUUUCAAUCUGAAGGCUCGAGUUUGUGAAUAGAGUUAACGGCUUUCCUGGAAAACUGGCCCAUGACAUUAUUUCCUUGUGAACUCCAUCCACCUGUCAUGUUAGGGCUUGGUGCGACGCCAGCACUGGCAGGAAAUAAUAGGCAGCAGGAUGCUGGUGUGUGUCGAUGGCCCUGACCCUCCCAUUCCUGAACAUGAAUAAGCUUCGAGCUCACAAGGCGUCACAGCAGCGCGGCGGCUUCUGGGCCCACAGAAACGCAUGGGUGGGAUGCACAGCCACUAAAAUAACAUCCAGCCAGCCGAGCCGCAGCAACAGAGCUGCAUGGGAAGAGAUGGUGUCACAUUCUCGCUGCCUGCUGCUCUUUGUUCUUUCGCCUGCACUCUCGCUGUGCUGCAGAUAGUACAAUGGCUGCUUAGCGGAGAAAAAAAAGUACAAAGUAUGUCUGUUUGCGAAUUAGCUGAGAUUCCCCAAAGUACACAAAUCUUCAUUGAACAACUUUUACCGCUUCUCGAGGGAAAUGCACUGGAGAGGGAACAUAAGCUAUCAGCUUGAAAUGGUUUGCAGCUAGCUUUUUCCUGAUACUGCACCAUUGUCCCUCGGAAAGGUAGUUCAAUUCAGUAUUCAGCAGGACAAACUCUUGGGAGAUUAGAUGGUGAAUAAGGGGAGCCCAAAUCAUCCCUUAAAUGAGACGGGUUCAGUUUGCGACGUGGUGCAAACUAGAGUGUGUGUUCUCCAAGACUGCCCCAGCAGACCCUUGUCAAUCUAGGUGGUUGGCAACCCCAAAUCCUUCAUAGAAAUUGGGCAGAGUGCAGAGAGGAGGACAGGAAGACUUCUUACUCCCACUUUCCCCUCUGCCAGACCACAUGUGACAAAAUCUGUUUAGGUUCUCAUAUGGCAAGUCUUCUCUGAGGCAUUCAGAGUAUUAAUCUGGAAUAUUAGUCCUCUUGCUCCUCAUCUCAGAGCUGUAGGAGAUAGCUAUUGCUCUCCUGAGGACAUCUCAUUUUAAAACCCAAAGUCACUAGUCCAUUUUUUAAUAUCUUGAGCUGUUCUGUAUUGGUAAAAAAACAACAAAAAAAGAAAACAUCAUAUACACACAUACAUAUGCUUCUUUGACUACAUGUAGGGGCAAAUAGCCUGAGAUAUGUAUACUUCUAAUGCUUGCAGCAUAAAAACGCACUCCCCCAAAGGAAGCUUCUUCCCAGGACUGAUGGCUGAGAGCCAGAAUAAUUGCUGGAAGGGCCGGGCAUGUUGGGGCUGCAGCUGAAAUGAAAGUUUGUUUGCAAGCCAGUGCUCACCACCUCUCCCCUCCCUUUGCAGUCUGAUGGUUAAGAAAUGUCUGAUCCCACAAGCUAGCUCUGGCUUCUGGUGGUGAGAUAUCCGCUCCUCUGAAUCAAGCCAUGAUAAUUUUUUUUCAUCUUCCAUGUAAUGGAAGAGCUGAAAUCCCACUGUACUUCACAUCAUGUAACUGAAGAGCUCCUCAGUUAAGAGUGCUGGUGUCAGAUACACAGUCUGUGUGAAUAGGUUUAGUCCCACUGGAAUCGAUGGGGUAUGUUACGUAUGACUAUCUGUGUUGCCACUCCUGGUUUGUUUUUAGCUAGAUAGAGACAAAGAAAAUGCCAUUCUUUGCCUACCAACUGAUGGUGCUUCAAAGAAUGUCCUCUGCUAUCACACAAGCAAAGGGCUUUUCAGCCAUCACUCUGGCUUGUAAAAUAAAUUUGUAAAGAAACAUCCUGAUCUCUUAGCCAUUUCCCUAUAAAUAGUUUUCAUAAGAAAGUCCAAUGACUGGAUCUGGAACAACACUGAUACAGCUUAAGUUUAAUGAAAUCCAGGCUUGAAGCAAACCAUCCUGUCACCUCUUACCCUUUUUGCCCAAAGGCAAGACUGCUGAAGUGAAUAAUGUCAUUCCUGUGCAAAGACCAGAAAGACAGUCAAGCUAAUGCUAACAUUUCAGCUCUUGCAAGAUGAGUGCUUUAGUGUAAUAGGAACACCACCUUCAUUUGCCUUUUAAAAUUAAAAAAAAACCCCAACAGCCUAGAAAAGAAGCUUUUCUUCACUUGGCAAAAUAUUUCAGUCCAUCCAGAGCAGCUGGGACAUGACUGACAUCGUAGCCCCAGUUGCCACCAGCUCCAAGUAUUGUGAAAGAUGUAAACCAUCAGUGUUGGGCACAGCAUUCAUAUCGCAUUCACUGACUUGCUCAAGUUCUGCCCCACCGUGUGCUGACAUCAGUGGGGCUAAGAUGGCUUUUCUGAGCAGCCACCUCUUCCUCACUGUAGCCCAGGCUGCUUGAUCAUGCCAGGCAGGACUAGAAGGCCUUAUCUCGAGACACAGAAAAGUGCAGUUGGACUGUAAAAUGACCAGAAGGGAAAGCAUCAAGCCUGGAGCUCAGGACAGGACAAAAAAAAAACAUAAUCAGGGAGAAUCUAUAUGCAUAUGUGUGUUUUGCUGAUAGUAAUGUUAAAGCAGAGGUAAGUACUCCAGAGGAGGACUGAAGCACAUUGGCAACCAGCUUGGAAAGGCUUUCAGCAUUGCUGCUCUUGAUGUAACUGUUCGCUGGCUAGGUAAAGGGCUUUGAUUUGCUUUGUAUAAAGCAGAUGGCAGUCAGGAGAUCUGGGCUCCACACAGGGUGUUGCCGGACACCCCGGAGCAUCUGAUGAAUCACAGCGUGUUGUUGCUAAUGCAUUUCUGGCAGUGGCUUUGUGGGACUGGUCGUUAGAUCAUUUCCCAUGGGCAGCCACCUGGGGACUCGAUCAGAUAGUAUCAGCUUUCACUCUGGUCUUUGGUCAAAAUGGUCAAUAAAAACCAUUCCCCUGGUGGUGGUAAAAUCAUUUGUGCUUCUGUUGAAGAAUUACUACUCAAUUGCCUUUGUAAUACAACAAGCUCUUUCCAGUCAGAGCUACAAAAUGUAGAACUGGCACCAGAACUGGCCGUUAUUGAACAACACAACUGCAGAGGAACUGGCAGACAGACAUUCCCCUCCCCAGCAAGUCGUGUUCUACAGCUGCCCUGGAUCUCAGCACUUUUCCAAAACUUUGCUGUGUUUUCACAGGACUCAGAUCUCUUAAUCCAUUAACUUUAGGCAUAUUUUCUGUUAGCUUCACACUGAGAUAGAGAGUGACCAGUGCACAACCGAUGGCUGUGCAUGACAGAGCAGGGUGCUAAGGGGGAACUGGGGACAAGUGGGAUGUUCAUGGCCCCCAUUUCCCAUCGCAUGAGUGAGCAACAGCUGCCUGCCACUGCGGAGCCAACCUUUGUGUACAGGUCCUGCAGUUCUGAUCGUCUCCUGUCUGCAGUGAGGGCUCAGCGCAGAGUCAUGGUGACAUCACUGUGCCAGCCCAGCACCUUGGCCCGAAUCCCCCCAAACCGCAGCGCUGCAGAGAGCUGGGGGCAGAGCUACCUGCGCGAAGCCGCUUGCACAGCACUGGGGUCCUGUUAGAGCCACACAGGGACACAAAUUUUGGAUAUUUUUGAGCGCCAUCUACUGGAGUUUUAUCUGUUUUCCAAUUGUUUGCACACUAAGUGUGCUGCUUAUAUAUUCAUAUGUAUACAAUACUCUGUGUUAAGAGGUAUGAAGGAUUUCAAAUUGAGCAGAAGAAUGAGCACCGCGGUCCUCCCACGGCUGAUAGCCAUCCCUACAGUGUCCCAACAAGCACUUCGCCAUGCUCCCAUGUUUUCAUGGUUCUGAUAUUAUUUAAUUUCCUAGGGUCAAAGAUUUCCAAAGGCUAGAUUUACAGCUGUUCAGAAACUCCCAAGUGAUAGUCUUCCACUGGAAAAUGAUGGUCUAAUUAACUCAAAACAUUUCACAGAAAUGUAACAGUUUUGUUGCUUAUUUAUGUUUACAGGAAGUUGUAAUCAUUGUAUUAAUACAUUUAUUUUUCAACUGCAUUGUUUUUAAAAAAACUAAAAGGAAGAUGACACAAAACAUUUUAAUCUUGCUGAAAUGAAAUAUUAUACACAUAUAUGAAAACUCUAUACCUAAAUCCAUGCACAGAUAAACUCCUGAGACUGAGAUAUGCAUCCUGAUUUGGGAGGGUAACAAAAUGAGAACAAUCCUGGAAUUUCUCAUGGAUUGAAAUUCCAGACUGUGAAGAGCUCCGAUCCCUGAAUUUUUAUUUCCUAUUCUAUGUUGUUUUGAGAGAAAAUAACCAGACUUGGGAAAUUCUGUCUCUCCAUUUCUGUCCGUGCACACACUGCUGAUGCCUUGUUAAACCCUAAUUCUGCCGACGUACUCAGUUCAGCAAAGCAGACUGCUGGCAGUUUCAGUUUCCUGUAGCAGAGGCAAACCUUUUGUACUUUUUCCCUUUGGGCAAUUUUCUUUUUCCCAGUGUUAGAAGUGUGCGAGGUCUUUCCAGCUGGGAAAUGCACGUUGCAGGCAGUGAGGCCAAGUGUACAAAGAGAAAGCAGUCUCGGUACAAGUUACGACACCGACAUCUGGCAUAUAGAUUUGACGUCUCUGUCGCCUCCUUUGCUGGACAAUGCUCUUGUCCCCAGAGUGAAGUCUUUGUUAAAUGCUGGAACUCUGCAAAUGUGACUGGCAUCAGCUCUGCAGACUACUUUGAGAGAGUUCUCAUUUGCACAGAUCUGUCAGUUGAAAAAAGUAAAAUCUUCCCCUCAGGUCUCCCUAGCACCAAGCCCCAAACACCAGGUAUUUGGGAAGCCAGCCCCUGUUACAGAAGGCUGUAGUCUGACAGGACAGCAGGACAGCAGACAUCAAGUUGGGCUGGAGAACAGUUUGGAGUGAAUGAGGCAGAGAAAUGUUUGGGAGACAGGUAGUAGUCACAGCUAGCUCUCCAAAAAACUCUUACAAAAAAUGGCCAGUUUUCAUCAGGGGUUAGAGGGCUGUUCAGACUCAGGCACUGUUACCUCCUGAUGUUCACACACCAUCUGUGGGGGACGACUGCUAUUUCCAUCUCGCUCAGCCAUGCACUGUAGCUGCUUUGGGAUGGGCUAGCUGUGCAGAGGGAUCAUUUUAUCACAAGGACAAGUCUGAGAAGGAGCCAUGUGAAGUCACUGUUCAUGUUCUUUCCAGCUUAAAAGUGGUAGUAGAAGAAGGGUGUUCUGUGGGUGUGAUGGUGCUUGGGUGUUUAUAUUUAAUUUCUAGAUCUGCCCUGGAGUGAGGCCCUUCCAUGUUCGUGGUGUGUAUGGAACACACCACAGAUGGUGCUUUUUGAUCUGCCUUGCUGGUGAGACUGCGAGUUCCCCGGAGCAGGGCUGUCUCUGCCCAUGGAGGUGCGUAGGGCACAGCGCAGCUGCAAGCAGCCGCCUCCGCUGGUCCAAUGCCCGUGCAGCACCAGCAGACCAGCAAGGUGUUCAGGAAGCCAGUUGUUUGAAAGCCCCUGGACAACAAGUAUUACGGGCAGGAGAGAAGAAGAAAUCCUCAUUUCCAGCUGAGAGAGAUGCUGUGUGCCAGUUGUUGGUAGGGGUGAGGUGGGCAGAGCCGUUCUGCAUGCCCUGCGCAUCACAGGCAGAAGGAGCAACAGUAUGAGUUGUAUUAAAUGGUCUGAUUAGAUUUUUUUUUUCCACCAAAAUUUAAAUCCACCUUGAAACAAAGUUUUCCCUUGGGCUAGUGCAGCAGUUCAGCUGAACAUAAAAGAUGCUAUUGAAGCAAUUUUUGGCAUGGAAGAGAUUAAGUACCGUGAAGUCAGAGCUAAAAGCUUGCAGUUCAGCAACAUGCAUAGCAUGAAAUUACAUUCCUGAACAUGUGAAUUAUAUCAUGGUCAGAACUCAUGGCCAUCUGACAACUGCCUUGGGAAGUUUUAUAUUAAAGUCCUGUCAAGCAUUACAAGUGUCCUAAAGUGAUGAUGGAAUGAGUGAUUAGAGAGGGGCCUGUAGCAUAGCUGGCAGCUGCUAAUGAAUGGCCUUGAACUGCAGAGAAACACUCCAGGCUCCUAACGGAGGAAGAACGUAUUCUAAAACAUUAGCUUAUUUUAAAGGAUUUUUAAGUCUGUCUGUAAAUGAUCAUGUACAUCCACAAAGUGGCCUCUUUUUGUGUGACCAAUGAGCAUACCUAGAUGCCAGAAAGGGAGAAAAUAAAAAGCUGUGUUGUUUUUUUGAAUGGAGACCUUGAUAGCAGGUCCAAGAAGAGAACUCGGUUCCUGUUUCCAUCUUCUCUACAUUUACUGUUUCUUGCAGAGAAUGGAAAGAAAAGUCUCUACUUUUUAAUAGGAUCUUUUUUAAUACUGGCAUGUUUCCAUCACCUUAUUUGAUAUAUGAAGCAUAAAUAGGCAACUUUCUCAUGCAUGAGCUGUGUUUAUAUAACGCAGUCUUAUCAUAUGAUGUUGGAACAUUUUGAUAGUGUUUGCCAAAUAUAAGCUUGUGGCUCAAGUUUCUGGAUAUAUUUAAAAAUUUUCCAAGAUGGGUUCAUUAGCUACACUCCCCAUUAGGCACUUGCUCCUAAUUGACUAAAUUAAUUCUGAUUUGAUAUUCUUAAAUUUUUCAGACAUUAUUUGUUUUGUUGUUUGUUUUUAACGUGUUCAAUUAAACAUUAUCCUUGUGCAUAUAAACA
Molecule: messenger RNA, 7705 nt
Organism: Grus americana (Whooping crane)
Lineage: Eukaryota; Metazoa; Chordata; Aves; Gruiformes; Gruidae
Gene: TMEM100
Product: transmembrane protein 100
Exons: 3
Coding region: 200-604 (134 amino acids)
Biological process (GO): cellular response to BMP stimulus
Source: RefSeq, a predicted model, not a curated record